AUGUCUAGUAAAGCGACUUUGGCUUUACUUAUCUAUGGAAUCUUAAUGCAUUACAGCAUUUACUGUUCACCUGUGGGGCUCAGCGUUCCCAGCUUUAGAUUUGACAGUGAGCUUUACGAUGAGGAUGGGAACCCUUUGGCUCCGGUGGAGUUUGAGCGCGAGGAUGUGGAGGUGAGGAGCGCUCCAGCAGACGACGUCUUCUCUCUGUUUUAUCCAGCAGAGGAAAGAACGGAAAGGCAUGCAGACGGCAUGUUUAAUAAAGCCUACAGGAAAGUGCUGGGGCAGUUAUCAGCAAGGAAAUAUCUCCAUUCUCUGGUGGCAAAACGUGUAGGCGGGGGUAAAACAUUCGAAGACAGCACGGAGCCUCUGUCCAAGCGCCAUUCAGACGGCAUCUUCACAGACAGCUACAGCCGUUACCGAAAGCAAAUGGCUGUCAAGAAAUACCUGGCCGCUGUCCUCGGGAAAAGGUACAGACAGAGAAUUAGGAACAAAGGACGCAGACUGGCUUAUUUGUAG
Boleophthalmus pectinirostris (great blue-spotted mudskipper) is the source of this 516-nucleotide messenger RNA. RefSeq names its product adenylate cyclase activating polypeptide 1a (gene adcyap1a). Gene Ontology annotation, cellular component: neuron projection; perikaryon; extracellular region. NCBI's taxonomy places the organism in Eukaryota, Metazoa, Chordata, Actinopteri, Gobiiformes, Gobiidae. The record is from RefSeq and is a predicted model, not a curated record. The coding region runs from base 1 to 516 and encodes 171 amino acids. The transcript is spliced from 4 exons. Gene Ontology annotation, molecular function: peptide hormone receptor binding; pituitary adenylate cyclase activating polypeptide activity; neuropeptide hormone activity. Gene Ontology annotation, biological process: neuron projection development; adenylate cyclase-activating G protein-coupled receptor signaling pathway; positive regulation of GTPase activity.